AGAUCUGACAGCCUGCGCGCGCAGGUCAGGCCGCCCGGACAGCGGCAGCAGCAGCGGGCUACAUCCACCCAUGUCGGAGCUUUCCGCCCGGAGACUCUCACUGCGGAUCCGGGAAGCCAGACACCAGCGACGGCUUACCAUGAGCAGCCCGCGCGGUCUGCGCUGAGCCUUCCCCCGCUCUCCUCCACUGAGACCCGGGAGCAUGGAGGCGGAGAGCUGGGCCGAGUGUCUGGAGCUGGCCGUGCGGAUCGCUCGCUCUGCGGGGCAGAUGGUUCAGGAAGCUGUGAAACAGGAGAAGAGAGUGAGCAGUAAGAGCACACCCACAGACCUGGUGACGGAGGCUGACCAGCAGGUGGAGGACCUCAUCAUCUCCACCCUCAGGGAGAGGUUCCCCUCACACAGGUUUAUUGGAGAGGAAUCUUCUGCUACUGGAGAGAAGUGUGUUCUGACUGAUAGUCCUACCUGGAUAAUAGAUCCUAUUGAUGGCACUUGUAACUUCGUUCACAGUUUUCCCAUGGUUGCAGUCAGCAUUGGCUUUGCAGUAAAGAAAGAGCUGGAGUUUGGAGUCAUAUAUCACUGUUUUGAUGGAACUCUGUACACGGCCAGGAGAGGCCACGGGGCGUUUUGCAAUGGAGUACGGCUGCGAGUUUCGCAGGAGAAGGAUGUGUCCAAAUCUCUCAUUCUGACGGAGAUCGGAGCAAAGAGGGAUCCCAACACUUUAGAGAUCUUUCUGGGCAACAUGAAGAAACUGCUGAGUGCCCCUGUCCAUGGGGUGAGAAUCAUAGGCAGCUCUACUUUAGCACUGUGUCACAUAGCCAGCGGAGCGGCCGAGGCCUACUACCAGUACGGCCUUCACUGCUGGGACAUCGCCGCAGCCGCAGUCAUCAUCAGGGAGGCGGGCGGCUGUGUGAUCGACACCACAGGUGGUCCUCUAGAUCUCAUGUCCCGCCGGGUGGUGGCUGCCGGGUCCCGAGAGAUAGCGGAUUACAUCGUCCAGCAACUCCAACCAAUCAACUACGGGCGUGACGAUCAAGACCCCUGACCCAGUGGCCUGUCCUGAGCCCUCUAACAGCAAACGCCAGCCUUUUACCUCAGCACCCUACAAUCCUGCCAUUUCAUACGCAGUGUCCUUUAUGCAAUGCUCUUUAUAUAGGCUUUUUAUUAGUUGGUCACACUACAGAUGUAUUGCCUUAAAUUACAGUGAUUUUAAUUCCUGAAUAAAUAUGAGUGAAGCGAGCACAGUACAGUAAUUAAUUACUGUAACAUGAAUUAAUUAAAUUUAAUAUAAAUAUAAUCUGUUAUGUGUUAUAUGGCCAUAAAUGAUUACAACAGCCAGCUAGAUAAGUACAUUUCUAAUAAAUUAAUUUAUUUUUUCAAUAAAUGCUUUAAAUUGAACUUAUUGCUGGCACAGAUGUGAAAAUGCUCACACACAGCUUUCUAGUCUUUUGUAGAGAAGUUUUGCCAAUAGAAUAGGACUCUCUCUAGCAUGAGCAGCUAAACAUGAACCUAUUGGCACCAUGCUUAAUACCAGAUGUUGUCUAAUGGGAUAUUAAAGCUGUGGAGCAGUUUAACUGUGUUAACUGGAUUGAUUUUGCUCCAACCAAUACUUUUGGGAUGAGUUGUGGAUGAGGUUGGUGAGGUGCACCAAAAUCCACUAGAAAGCCUUCCCUAAAAAGUGCUCCAACAAAAACAGGAGCACUCCUUUUAACGAUAUUAAUUGCAAAAGAAACUAGCACUUUUGUUCAUAUAGCAUAUAAGACAGAACUGCUACAAAUCAUAUAUUUAUUCAGGAAUUAAACAACAUGCACGUAAUUUAAGGCUUCACCUUAUUCAACCCAGUGGAAAAGACUGAAGAGUAUGAUUAUGGAAGCACAUACUAAUCUAAUGACACUAGAUCGAGCAUUAUUGUAAGCUGCUAAAGUUAUUAAUUGAGAUUUAUAUCUAUUUCUGCAGUGUUAGUUUUUCUCUAGUCUUUCAGUAUCUUUUGAACAAAUCACAGCACCAAUCUGGAAUCAUUCUGGGGAAGCGAGGUAAACAAAUUGUAUCAAUGUAUGUAAAGUAAGUAUGUAAAAGAUAAUUUUCCCAAAAUGGGCAGGGUCUUUUUGUCAUCUCUGUGUUGGAAAGUAAAUAUCAGAAAAAGGGCUCUCCACAUAAUUGGCAUGGUCAUGGUUUUUGGCAUUACAUAGUUUUUUCACUCCUAAAUCUUAUUCUUUAAAGGGAUCAUAUAUAUUUUUUAUUUUUUAUUUAUUUCUAUAUUUCUUUUCCAUUUUUUCCCUCAAUUUACAUGGGCAAUUACCCAACCCACUCAUUAGGACUUCACCUAUCACUACUCCGAUACAUGUGAAGUCAGCCACCACCUCUUUUUGAACUGCUUCUGAUGCAGCAUUGUCGAGUAGCAUCAAAGCGCACUCGGAGGAAAGCACAGUGACUUGGUUCUGAUACAUCAGCUCACAGACGCCUCGUGCUGAUCGACAUCACCCUUUGGAGUGAUGUGGGGAGAGAGUGCCAUCGACCCAUCCAGAGAGAACAAGGCCAAUUGUCCUCUCUAUGGGCUCUGUCAGCUAAUGGCAAGCUACAUGAACAGGAUUCGAACCGGCGAUCUCCUGAUCAUAGUGGCAGCGCUUAGCUUGCUGGACCACUCUGAGCCCCUAAAAGGGACGUAACUCACUUUUUUGGGUCUCGGCUGCCACUGUAAACACUCUAAACAUGGGGGAAAAAGCAUCCAUGCGUUUUCUGAGUUGAAACAAAUAAGGGUUUGGGUCAGAAAUCAUAUACACCUAGAUCAAAGGAAACAUUAAAACUAGUUUUAUCUUCAGUAAACCUAGUUCUGGACCUGUUUUUUAAAACUUUAUAUUAAAAAGAAGAGUUCAACCCCAUUUUACAUUGGUGCCCAAUUGUGUGAUGAGUGCAAUCAUAAAAUGAUUCAUUUCUUGCGAUGUUUGACUGUCAUGUUAUAGCUCAGUUUGGGGGAAAAGGCUCUAGAUAUAGUUUGUAGUAAAGUCCUAAUCUAUACCUAAGGAUCAGUCAGCUCUGCUUUAAUCUAUCCAGUACUUGAGUCAUAUUUAGCGAUGCACACCUUGUAGCUUUUCUUUUAAGGGAAUUCCUAAAAACACACAACAGGUACACACUGCAAUUUUAAUAUUCACAUUUUAUCUUUUAAUGUUAUUUUUUAUGAUUGACUACUAUGAGUGAAUACAACGGUAAUUGUGAUAAAAAAAAAAAAACAUUUUUUUUUUUCACUGAUGAUUUUUGUAGUGUUUUUGUUUUAUUCCUUUUCCUUUGCUGUGCUGGUUUUCAGUGUGCAUCUAGUCAACAUUCCUCACUGAUCCCUCACACUGUGAGUUCUAAUAAAAACAACAGACAUAUUAGAAUACAUGUAAUACUGUCCUCCUUUCUGAUUGUUUUGUAGUUAGCAACUAAAGGGAUCUCGUUGUCAUCUAAUCUCAAUAAAUGUAAAGCCAGUUUGAAAAAAAA
Molecule: messenger RNA, 3474 nt
Organism: Astyanax mexicanus (Mexican tetra)
Lineage: Eukaryota; Metazoa; Chordata; Actinopteri; Characiformes; Acestrorhamphidae
Gene: impa2
Product: inositol monophosphatase 2
Exons: 8
Coding region: 203-1042 (279 amino acids)
Biological process (GO): phosphatidylinositol phosphate biosynthetic process; inositol metabolic process; signal transduction
Molecular function (GO): inositol monophosphate 1-phosphatase activity
Source: RefSeq, a predicted model, not a curated record